UAGUCAGACUCAGACAGACAUUAACGUGACUCUUCUUUCUCUCUACAAACCCAGAAAUCAUUCUUGCUUCUCAGCUUUUUUUUUUUUUUUUUUUUCAUUUCAUUAACUUUGAAGACACUGAAGAAAAAACAUCGCAACAAUCCAGAGAAUUGGCGAAGAGGGCUGCUUGAGUUUCUUCGAUCCAAUUCCCUUUUCUUUUACUCAGAGUAAGAGAGCUAACGAUGGGGAGUGUUACUCCUCCUGGUGAUGUUCACAAGAAUGAUCCUGAGCUUGAAGAUGAGAAUCUACCUGAGGAAAAUGGUUUAUUGAGGUCAGAGAGCUUGUUGACUCACAAAAGAGAGCAAUGUAGUUUAGUUUCAAGGAGCGGAAAGUGGCUACAGAUCGUUAAAAACGGUCCCAGAGGUUCGUUAUCUCGCGCCACUAGCUUCGUGCUCGAUUACAACAUCCCAAGGCAUUUGCUGUCAUUGGACGAGAAGUAUCUCCGUCGCUGCCUCGACCUGAUUAACAUCACUGCCUUUAACUCAGCUAGUCACAGCCUUUCCAUGAAUCUUGUUGGACCAAAUAUGAGUUUUGAUUCACCUGUGAUGAUGAUGAUCCCCAAAGAAGAUGUUGCUCGCCUUGUCUUUGAUCUUCCUUUGGUAGAUGAUUCAGGCAAUGCAGUGAUUAGUCCUGCAAUCACAGGUUGCAAGAGGGUUACACACAUGGUUGUUGAUAAACCUUUGUUAUGUGAUGAUGUUGUCUCUUUAUCAAGCACAAACUCAAGGAGUUCUUCUUCAUGUUGGUCUCCGUCUUCAACGGUUUCUCAAGGAACACUUCAGUUCACUAUGAAAGACAACAAGACUCCUCAUUUUGUUUUCUCUUUGGAUGGUCAGAAAGAGAUCUACGUAGCUAGCUUAACCACUAGUAGUCCUGGACCGAGUUUUGACCGUAGUUCGAAAGACUAUUCGUAUCUGAUCCAUUUGAAGAAAGGCCACAGGUCUGAAUUGGUUGGUAAACUAAAGGUGUCAACAUUGUUCUCUGUCUCAUCCACUAAUCAAAAGGUCGUAGAGAGACAGUUUGUUCUAUUCAGUACUGGUGUGAAUCCACAGUUACCAAGCCUUAUCAAGAAAAGUAGAGGAUUGUCUAAGAAAGUCGCUCAUGCGAUUAGAAGCACCACACGAGCAGCUUCUUUAAGGCAAAGAAGUAGUAUCUCAAGAUUCAGUAGAACAAGCUCAGUAGCGGAUUCUUGUUCUUGGGAGCCGUUUCAUGAACCAGCCGUGAGUUUACUAGAUGACAACCUUCCACCAAAUCUUGAAACCUUAGCUGUUGUUGUGAGGGAACAGUAUGAUGAGGAAGAGAAAGUUGGAGGAGGAGGGGGAUGGGGCAUGAAGUUUCUCAAGAAAGCUCCCUUGGCUCGAACCAAGCAUUCAACGAGCGUAGAUGUUGUGAUUCCUUCAGGGAUUCACGGAGGGCCGAGAAGCAGAAACGGUGGUGGUGGUCCUUCGAGCUUGGUUGAGAGAUGGAAGUCUGGAGGAAGCUGUGAUUGCUCUGGAUGGGACCUUGGUUGUCCCUUGACCGUCUUUAAAGGCCAAAGUGAAGAAGGUCAAUGCAAUCUAUUUGAGCUCUUCUCAGAGGGAUCAAAGCAGGGGGUUCCUCCUGGAGUGAGGAUCAUGAGUGUACGAGAUGGUCUUUACUUUGUCCAUUUUCAAGCGAAUAUAUCUGUUUUACAAUCUUUUUCAGUGGCUUUGGCAUACAUUCAUAGCCAGAGCCAGAGACUCAGGCCAUGGUCGUCAGGGAAGUGUUUGUAGAGAAGCUUAGCUAGCUAAAGAGAGAGGAUUGCACAGAGUAAAGAUAGGCAAAAACUCAGCCUUGGUAAUUUUGGCAGGUUCUUGAGUUGCAUAAUAUGUUUUAUACUUUUAUUCAUAUAUUUUUAGUUUAUUCGUUUACUAUUAUAUAUUUUUUUAAAUAGAAAAUGCUUCUUUACUUGAAAUCACAUGCAUGUUUGGUAAAUGCUGACUUUCGAUUUUGAUAUUUAUGAUAUUCUGGUUUUAUAUA
Messenger RNA from Brassica napus (rape), 2034 nucleotides. RefSeq lists its product as uncharacterized. The transcript has 3 exons. The record is from RefSeq and is a predicted model, not a curated record. Lineage: Eukaryota; Viridiplantae; Streptophyta; Magnoliopsida; Brassicales; Brassicaceae. The coding region runs from base 222 to 1787 and encodes 521 amino acids.